ACUGGGUUCUUUGCACAAAGAUGUGGCUUUUUCUUGGGAUCACCUUUUCUUUGGGGAUGCUAAUUCCUGGGAAUCUCAGCUGGAAACUGCGAUAUGAUGGAGACCAGGUCUUGCGUGUUGUGCCAGAGACACUGCAGCAAGCCCAGCAUCUUCAGCACCUCUGCAGCACUCUUCUGCUGGACUUGUGGAAGCCACUGCUGCCUGCAGACAUCAGGGCAGGAGAAGACCUGCAGAUGAGGGUCCCAGCCCCUCUGGUGCAGGAGCUGAAAGCCAGCUUAGAUCAGCACUUCAUCGCUUACAAAGUCCUCAUACCUGAUGUGCAGGAGCUUGUGGAGCAGAGCAUGCCAGGAGGGAGGAGCAGCUACAGGCAGGUCCCACAAGGUUAUGUCUACACCCAGUACCAUCCAAUGAAAGAGAUUUAUGAGUGGAUGGGUCAGAUCCAGAGGAGCAACAGUGAGCUGGUGACCCUGCAGGAGCUGGGGAUGACAGUGGAGAACCGGACCAUGUCCUAUCUGCAGAUCAGUCAACCAUCAAAUAAACCCAAGAAGAUAAUCUGGAUGGACUGUGGGAUUCAUGCCAGAGAAUGGAUCUCUCCAGCCUUCUGCCAGUGGUUUGUGAAAGAAAUUCUACAAAAUUAUAAAUCUGACCCAAAGAUAAGAAGACUUCUGGAGAACUGGGACCUCUACAUCUUGCCAGUCCUCAAUAUCGAUGGCUACAUCUACUCCUGGGAAAAAGACCGUUUUUGGAGGAAAAAUCGUUCCCCUCAUCAGCAUGGUACCUGCUACGGGACAGACCUGAAUAGAAACUUCAAUUCCUCCUGGGGCAGUGUUGGUGUUUCUUAUAACUGCAGCAGUGACAUCUUCUGUGGCUCUGGACCAGAAUCAGAGCCUGAGACAAGAGCUGUGGCUCAUUUUAUUGAGAGGAAGAAGAGUGACAUCUUGUGCUAUUUAACCAUUCACUCCUAUGGACAGUACAUCCUCACUCCCUAUGGUUCCACAACUACACCCCCAAGCAACAGUGAAGAACUGAUACAUGUUGCAGAGAAAGCAGCUGCUGCCCUGAUGGGAAAGUACGGGACCAGAUACAAAGUGGGAUCAACCUCUUUACUUUUAUACAGUAACUCGGGCUCCUCCAGAGACUGGGCUCACAGGAUUGGCAUUCCUUUCACCUACACCUUUGAGCUGCGAGACACGGGCACUCACGGAUUUGCCCUGCCCCCUGACCAGAUCCAACCCACGUGUGAGGAGACGAUGCUGGCUGUGACAACCAUCAUGGACUAUGUGGACCAGAAGUACUUCCCAGGUGGGGCUGUGAAGCUCACCUCUGGCAGCCUGGGCCUGAGCCUCUGCCUGGGUGUUGUCCUUGCAUCCACUGUUGCUUAAGAGCAGCUUAGAGAACCAGGCAACAGGCUCCCAUGUGGGGUGUCAAGUCCCUUUGGAGAGAGAAAAUUACACCAGCAGAAGAACUAAAUGUCAAGUAUUUCA
Molecule: messenger RNA, 1484 nt
Organism: Calypte anna (Anna's hummingbird)
Lineage: Eukaryota; Metazoa; Chordata; Aves; Apodiformes; Trochilidae
Gene: CPO
Product: carboxypeptidase O
Exons: 11
Coding region: 21-1382 (453 amino acids)
Biological process (GO): proteolysis
Molecular function (GO): zinc ion binding; metallocarboxypeptidase activity
Source: RefSeq, a predicted model, not a curated record